UUUAUGCGCGCUCAGUUUGCCGCUUUAAUGGAGCUUCGUUCGGGUUCCCGCCAAAGAGAAUUGGCGCCUUAUCAGUACCCUCGUCCCUCUUGCCCUACCCAUUCAGAUUAUCAUUAUCAUUCUCGGUCUCUCGUCUCUCCUUUGGACACUCCGAGACUUAACCCUAAACUCAGUCACGCAUUUCGUCGAUCUCUAUUUUGGUGAUCCGUCUUUCUGAAUCAGAUUUUCUAGUUCCCGCCGAGUUUCCAUUCGAUACUCCGAGAGCUAGCCCUAAGCUCAGCCACGCAUUUUGUCGAUCUCAUUUUGGUGACUCGUCUUUCUGAAUCAGAUUUUCUAGUUCCCGCUGAGUUUCCAUUGGACACUCCGAGAGCUAGCCCUAAACUCAGUCACGCAUUUCGUCGAUCUCCAUUUCGUGGCUCCGUUAUUCUGAUUUCUGAAUCAGAUCCACUAGUUUUCGGGCAAAAAUUCAGCAACAGUAAGAAGAGCAUAUCUUUUAUUCCAAUGGAGUUAAGAAGUUGCAACCAUUUUCAUUUUAUCAAAGCUGCGGGAGGUGAUUUGGUACCAAAUACUCUGAAUGUGAAUCUUGGAAGGCCAGUAUUCAAAGUCAAGACACUGGAAGACAUAUUUGACACUUUAGAUGCCAAAGAUCAGAAUCUGAUUCUUCAGCCAAAGGUCAAGCUUGAUGGCUUGCUUUCUGAUAGCAGCGGGAUUAAGGUCGAUGGUCCAAGUACAUGUACUUUAGCAAAACGAGUUCUUAUAAGUGAUCCAGAUACUUCUGAGUUUAAUUGCAGUGAUGACGAUGAUGGAAGUAACAGUGACGUGGAUGAUCUUGGUUUUGGUGAGAUGACACUGAAGCAAAUUAAAGAGAACUGCAAAGCAAAGAAAAGAAAACGUUCAAAGUAUGUUCAUUCCAUAACUGAUGAAAGGUGCACACGUUUUAAAUUACAGACCGAUGAAGAAGAAUGUGAUCUCAUGGAAACUCUCAUUACCAUGAAAUCAAAAGUUUCAAAGAAGGCGAAGGCAAAGGAAAAGGGUAAAUGUCGACAAAAUCUUGUCUCUAGUUCCUCUCAAAUUUCUGCUUCAAAUACUAAAGUUGAACAGAUCUCAAGUGAUAUAGAUGUCAUACAAUCUAAAGGAAGUUUUCCUGCACCCAUAACUGUCAAAGUAGAAGUUCCUGAAGUUGAAUCUUUAGAAAGCCAAAGCUCCAUCCUUUUUUCCAGUGAUUCCUCCUUGCUUUAUGACGAUCAGGUGGAUUCUUGUGAGGUAGUUCAGAGAGAAGUGACUAAGAUUGCAACUGACUAUGAUCUGUGCAUCCAAGCACUGUGCUCAGAUGGCCAAAAUGCUAUCUGUUUUUCUGUGGAUUCUUGCGGAGUUGUACACAAAAAAAUGAUUGAGAUUACAGGAGAAUGUGAUCCGGAUUUUGUAGCUCUGCGCUCUGAAAGCCAAAAUGCAACCUGUUCUUUCGGUGAUUCUUCUUUGAUUUAUGACAGUGAGGGGGAUACUUGUGAAGUUGAAACUGAAAUAGCCUUUGAUUGCGACCGGGGAACUCAAAAAUUGAUUUAUGUGACAGGAAAACCUCAGGAUUCUAUUGUUAGUGAAGGGUAUCACGAGUACUCAAAACAUUCCAUUCCUGAGCCUCUUCAGACUUUAGACAACUCUGUCUAUUCCUGUGUGGUAGUGCCCAAAAAAAUUACUGAGCCUGCCACUGAAUGUGUUCCGGGGACCCAAAUGUUGAUUUUUCCGACAGAAGAAUCUGAAUACUGUGUUCAAAAUGAAGCAUGCUUUGAUUACAUGGAAAAUGAUAAUCCUAAGCCAGUUCAGAAUCCAAGUGCCUCAUGUGACGAUAUUAAAAGGGCUGAUAUUUUAGAAAUAAGUAGUCAACUGUGCUCAGAAUUGCCUGUAUUAGAAUCUAAAGGAGAAGGAUAUGUCAAUCAACUUGUUUGUGCCAACAUCUUCCGAGAACCAGUGUUGUCAACCAGUGAUUGUAGACAUGAUGUACUAGAUGAUAUUCCAAGUCCUUCCAGCAAUCAUGUAAUCCCAUGUAACGUGGACAGCAAUGCGAAUGAUCAACUCCCUUCUGUGGUCCAUGGCUGUCUUCAGUACACUGAGUAUGCCAAUGAAAGUGAAGCUAAUGUACAAAAUGAAGACAACAUAGAUGAUUCAAUUCAUAAUCUUCAAACCAGUCCUGAUAGCUGGGUUGCUCCGUCUGUUGAUGAUUCACCUACAAAUGACGACAAGCAAUCUGAGGACACCAUAGAUGAUUCAAUUCAUAAUCUUAAAACAAGUCCUGAUAGCUGGGUUGCUCCAUCUAUUGAUGAUUCACCUACAAAUGACGAAAAGCAAUCUGAGGAGCUUGUGAUUUCAGAAGGUGGUGAGCCCUACUACCAAGAUUCAAAGUUGAAUUGCCCUCCUCAAAGGCUCCUGUCAACAAGAAAGGUUAUUUCUCCUGAUUCUCAAGAAAAAUUGUGUCAGGCUGUGGAGUCAAUUGAGUUGCGUGUGGAAGAACAUUACAGACCUAAGAAGAAACUGUGCUUUACACAACAGACUGAGAAGAAAACCAAAAUCUCUAAAGCUGAAAGGUCUGGUCAGGUUGCUAGAGUUAGAUUUUCAGCGAACCAUAAGCAAAGCGCUGUGAAACCAAAGAACGAGGGGAGACUCACCCAACCUGAAGGUGACCAUAAGGGUCCUCAUCAUUCUAAUGUAUCCCCACGCUUUAGUACUGGGUGCACUUCCAUAGAAACUUGUUCACAAAAUGCAAUUGCUUUUUCACAACGCCAGAUGCAAGACAUGGAAUGUCUUGCAACUAAGCUCACAAAUGAGUUAAAGACCAUGAAGAAUUUUGUAGAAGAUAGAUUGCUUCCUGAAGCCUGUCCAGCUACGUCCUUGAAGUAUAAGCCCAGUGAGUUGAGAAUGGCCAUAAAGAAUGCAAAUAGAGCUGAACAAUUAGCUCAAAGAUGGCUAUCUAUAAUGGCUAGGGACUGCAACCGUUUCUGUAAAAUCAUGAGAUUGACUGAAAAUGAAUCUGGUGCUCCUGAACGUGAAACUGUUGUAAACAAAGAGAAGAAAAAGAUAACGUUUGCUGAUGAAGCUGGCGAAGAGCUUUGUCAUAUCAGGCAUUUUGAGAAUGAGUCAUCGUUGGAACCGAAUACCCACGAUUUGGUAAAUAAAUGAAACGUUAAUACCCAUUCUUGUUGUACAUUUGCCCUGGAGCAAAUAAGUUCCAUUUUUCUUCUGAUGCUACUUUUCAUAUGAACUAUUCACUAUCCUUGUCCAUCUAAUGCUUUGAUUUGUUAUCUCUACUGUUUUUCAUCGAGAUAGGAAAAACCUGUAACGCUGUACCAAAGAAAAAUAAUACACUGAAGCUUCUUAAC
This is a messenger RNA of Humulus lupulus (European hop), 3371 nucleotides long. RefSeq lists its product as uncharacterized. The record is from RefSeq and is a predicted model, not a curated record. The coding region runs from base 502 to 3171 and encodes 889 amino acids. Lineage: Eukaryota; Viridiplantae; Streptophyta; Magnoliopsida; Rosales; Cannabaceae. The transcript has 6 exons.